AUGGUGAGCGCGUGGAGAGGAAAUGAAGCAGACAGCGUGCGGAAUGAAGGAAACAAAGCAGACAGAGUUCCGUACUAUCGUCCUGGGUUGGGACAGGAUGUCUUAUUGCAGGGAAUAGCCAAAGAAUUUAGAGAGUCUAUUACUCAGAAUGAAUCCGACUUUGAAAUUAAGCAAACCUUCUGCUUCCUGUUUGCUUCCAACACUCUCAAGUCCACCUUCGAACAUGGAGACUCAGACUACCCCGAGCAAAGGAACUCCUUAAACCAGCCCGGCAACGGUAGGCCAGAAACUGAAAAAUGUGACCUAUCGAAGGGUCGUUGGACUCAAGAUGCUAGAGGGCCUUUGUAUACAAAUUUCAGCUGUAAAACACUCCCUUACCAGAGGAACUGUUUCUUGCAUGGGAGGAUGGACAGGGACUUCCUUCAAUGGAGAUGGAAGCCCGAUCAAUGCGACCUUCCUGUCUUCAAUCCCAGGAGCUUUCUAAACAUUGUUAAAGGAAAGACGAUGGGUUUCAUAGGUGACUCACUUGCCAGGAAUCACAUGAAUUCGCUUCUCUGUUUAUUAUCUGAGGAGGAAACCCCACACGAAGUAUACAGGGAAGAUGAGGAAGGGAAGACCAUAAUAUGGCACUUGCCUCGUAACAACUUCACCAUCAUGGUGCUGUGGUCCCCAUUCCUCGUCUCCGCCUCAGAGAUGGCAGUCAACGGCACCGAAACCGGCGGUUUUCAUCUGCACCUAGACAAGAUUGAUGAGAGUUGGGUGCAAAAACUACCAGCCCUAGAUUAUGCAAUUCUCUCAGCCACCAACUGGUUCUUCAGACCCAACUACGUGUACGAGGGUGGUCAUUUUCUUGGAUGUAUUUACUGCUCGGACCCAAACGUGACGCACCUUGGCCCUGACAUUGUCAUACAAGGAGCUUUUAGGCUUGCUUUUAAGUCCAUUAACGAUUGCAACAGCUGCUCGAGGAUAGUAACUUUACUGAGAACAUUCUCACCAUCCCAAUUCGAGAACGGCACUUGGAACACGGGAGGGACUUGCAAGAGAACACGCCCAUUUGCUCCAGAAGAGAUUAACAACGGUGGCCUGGAUUUGGUUUACAGGAACGCCCAACUGGCAGAGAUUGAUAAUGCCCGCAAAUUGGGAGAGGAAAAGGGAAGAGCAUUUGAUGUUAUAGAUGUUACUGAAGCUAUGCUAAUGAGGCCUGAUGGCCAUCCUGGAUUACAUUGGGAUAACCGAUGGAACAAGGGACUGAGUGAUUGCCUCCAUUGGUGCUUGCCAGGGCCUGUUGAUACUUGGAAUGAAUUUUUACUUGAAUUGCUCCAAAGACAUUCCAGCUUUCCUCUUAGCUCUAGAAGUCAUGCAGCAGCAGAAAUUGAAAAAUUAGUACUGCAACAGUGA
Molecule: messenger RNA, 1398 nt
Organism: Coffea eugenioides
Lineage: Eukaryota; Viridiplantae; Streptophyta; Magnoliopsida; Gentianales; Rubiaceae
Product: protein ALTERED XYLOGLUCAN 4-like
Exons: 5
Coding region: 1-1398 (465 amino acids)
Cellular component (GO): Golgi apparatus
Molecular function (GO): O-acetyltransferase activity
Source: RefSeq, a predicted model, not a curated record